GUCGGGCUGUGGGCGGGGUUUCGGAGGGAGUCUGAAGGCGGUUGAGGGAGGCCAUCAUUCGUCGAGCGGCGGCUGAGAGAAUCGAGUUGUUCUGAGAUACAGCCGCGAUGGUCAAAAUCUUCAUUGGGAACCUCCCUCGUGAGGCAACAGCAGACGAGAUCCAGUCCCUCUUUGCGCAGUAUGGGGAGGUGACGGAGUGCGCCAUCAUCAGGAACUACGGCUUCGUCCACAUGAACGACCGCAAGGCCGCCACAGAGGCUAUCCGCAGCCUCCAUCUUUAUAAGAUGCACGGGCAAGCAAUCAACGUGGAAGCCAGCCGCACCAAGAACCAAACCUCCACCAAGCUGCACGUGUCCAACAUCAGCAAGACCUGCACCAGCACGGAGCUGCGGGCCAUCUUCGAAGAGUACGGCACCGUCUCUGAGUGCGACAUCGUCAAGAACUUCGCCUUCGUGCACAUGGCCAACUCCGACGAAGCUGCGGACGCCAUCAAAGGACUGGACAACAGCGAGUUCCAAGGCCAGCGGAUUCACGUGCAGCUCUCAAACAGCGGCCAGCGAUCCGGCGAGGACGAGAAUGGCCAUUACAACAUGGGGCCUCCUGGACGGGAGGGCUUCAGGCCUCCGAAGUGGCUGGGUGAGCGACCCAACCGUGGGCCGCCAGGCUUCUUUGGCCCCGGCAGAUUCGACCCCCCUCACUCUCACCCCCAUCCAUACCUACCCACCCCUCCUCUCCCCCCCCCCCUCCGCCCCAGACCACCCCCCUACCUGGGGGAUGGACCUACCGGGAGAGCGAUGACCGCUACGCGCUGUCGACGACUACGAGACCAGUACUGGGCCCGGCCUUACGGGAUCACCUCUUAAUGCCUAGUGGAGAAUGCUCCUCUCUGCCCCCCCCCCCCCCCCCCCCCCCUCCUGGGGAUGAGAGACCGCCUGUCUGCCUCGGCCCUCGACCCCUACGAGCGACGCCCCGGAGGGGGCCGCCAGCCCCCCCCUCCCUCUUACUACGCACGAGACCGCAGCCCCCUCCGCCGGGCUCCCCCCCCAGCGCCGUCGGCUGGGAACGGGUACGCGUACGAGCGCUCCCGCCUGUCCCCGGUGUCUUCCGUCUCCAGGAGCUCCCUGUACGACGUGCCGCGGGCGAGAGACCUCUACACGGAACGGCCUCCGCCACCGCCGCCGACGCGCUACGCUUACUAAGAGCACUCGCACACAAAAAAAUAAAUCAAGGUUUAUAUUUACUGCGUCAAGAUCCUCGUUCCCUGAUGUAUGCGGCGCAAUAUCACCCCUUCGUGUUUGAGGCGGAUCGCGCUUCGCCUGCGGCUCUAACAGGAAGAACAGUAGCGCCGGCUUCCCGUCGUACUUUUAUAAGCGCUUCUUAGUCUCGUUGCCGUACUCUUCUGCAGAGAAAUAAAACUGUGACCAGUUCUGUUUUUCCUCCUUAUUGAAUAUCCCGCUGCAGUCUGAGGCUCUCCAGAGACAGCCAGUGUGUGUCUUUGCUGGAAUAUUGUGGUCUCUGUAGACACUCCAAUACAGGGAUGCAGAGCUUCAACCUGGGUUUAAAAUUUAGGGAGCUCUUGCGAUCUUUUUAAAUUGCCUAAUGUGUCGUAAUGGCUUUUCAAAAUGAGUGGAGAAAUUAAACUGAACCGAAGACUGGCCGCCACCUGCAGUCGCUAAAUUGUUUUGUUUCCAUGUUAUAUAUUAAUGAACAAGUUUAUUUUUUUGCGUUGAUUGCCACUAAUUGCGUUUUGCUGGCGGGGUGUGGGGGGAGCUUACUGAGAAUGAAAUAUGCUGUGAGUUUGAAAUCAAAAUAGACUUAGUUGUUUUGUUUAAUUGCGAAUUUAUACAGCGCCGUAGUAUUGCAAAGGGGGGAGAAGGGUCUUCUGUCAGAGUCCUUUUCUGGACUUUCUUUUUUUUUUUUUUUUUUUAAGUUUGAACAGACGAUGAUCGUUCUUUUUAAUUCUGUUUAGUCUUGGUGAGCCUUUUUUAUAUUUUCCAUUCUUUUGCGCAAUAAACCAAACUUCUGAA
Messenger RNA from Polyodon spathula (Mississippi paddlefish), 2027 nucleotides. Its product is annotated as RNA-binding protein 4-like. The record is from RefSeq and is a predicted model, not a curated record. Gene Ontology annotation, cellular component: cytosol. Lineage: Eukaryota; Metazoa; Chordata; Actinopteri; Acipenseriformes; Polyodontidae. Gene Ontology annotation, molecular function: mRNA binding.